Messenger RNA from Zonotrichia albicollis (white-throated sparrow), 9638 nucleotides. It is a transcript of the gene RPAP2, whose product is annotated as RNA polymerase II associated protein 2. Gene Ontology annotation, molecular function: RNA polymerase II CTD heptapeptide repeat phosphatase activity; RNA polymerase core enzyme binding. Gene Ontology annotation, cellular component: nucleus; cytoplasm. Lineage: Eukaryota; Metazoa; Chordata; Aves; Passeriformes; Passerellidae. The record is from RefSeq and is a predicted model, not a curated record.
GCUCCGCGCUGCCGCCUCUCCCGGCUCCGCCCCGGGUGAGAGGUCGGCGGGCGGAGCGGCACUGAUGGCGAUGAUGGCGGCCGGGACGGGCAAGCCCCGUCGGCGGCGCGCAGGAAAUAAGCAUUCAGCUGCUCAGAAAAAUGAAGAUGCUGCUCAAAGGAAAGCAGCUCUGGAGGCUGCACUGAGACACAAGAUUGAGUGUGAGAAAAAAGCAUUGUCUAUUGUUGAGCAGCUCCUGGAAGAGGACAUUACUGAAGAGUUCCUUCUAAAUUGUGGAAAAUGUAUUACUCCAUCUCACUAUAAAGAUGUUGUUGAUGAGCGAUCUAUCAUCAAACUGUGUGGUUAUCCUCUAUGCCACAAUAAGCUGGAAAAUGUGCCAAAGCAGAAGUACAGAAUCUCAACAAAAACGAACAGAGUUUAUGAUAUCACUGAAAGAAAGUGCUUUUGCAGCAACUUUUGCUAUAGAGCAUCUAAAUAUUUUGAAGCUCAAAUUUCCAAAAGUCCAGUGUGGAUGAGAGAAGAGGAAAAACCACCCGACAUAGAGCUGCUGAAGGAGGGACGGAGUGGACAGUCUGGAGAAGAGGUGAAACUACGUGAUGAAGUAAUUAAAGCAUCUGACAUUGAAAAUCCUAGGAUAUCUUCAGAUCCAUGUGAAUCUCGUUCUCAUGACACAGCCAGUGACAGCAGUACUGAUACUGAACAAGAAUUUAUUUCCUCUGUCCUACCAGGAAGUCAGUCAAGUUCAGCCAAUUUUGCACAGCAAUUGCACAGAAAAAGCAUUCUCAAAAAGAAGCCUGCUCAGAAAGUCCAUGCCAGCCCUAAAACUGAAGAUGCAGAUGUGGCAGAAGCCACUGAACAACUCUCUCAUUGUAAAUUAGACACUCAGGAAGAAAGACCUGCUUGCUCUGUUCAUAAUGAAGUAACUGCACCACCUUCAGACAAUACUGCUCCUGGGAAAUCAAGUGCUUCAGAAAUCUCUGAAAAUACAUAUGGAUCACAGAUAGUUUUUCUAGGUGUGAGCAAAAGAGGAGCAGAACAUCUUAAAAGAACAUUAGCUAAGUCAACAGAACAUAAAAACCCUGAACUGAGGCAUCCAGUUAAUUCCAAAGGCAGUUUACUAGAAGUACUUAGGCAAACACUUAUGGAAUGGAGAACUGAGGAAACUUUAAAAUUUCUCUAUGGCCCAAACUAUACUUCUUUGUGCUCAUCAGAGUGCAUAGCAUCUGUCAGCCAGGAGACUGAAGAACUUGAUGAGGAUGACUUAGAUACACCUGAAGAUCUCAGCACUGUUGCUGUAGGGGAGUCUGAAAACAGUUUGAACUUCUCUUUACCUUUCACAGGCUCAAGUGGAAUAGUUAAGCCUGUGCCUAGUUAUGAAAAGCUAAAAGAAGAAACAGAGCUCCUAGAACUGCGGGUAAAAGAGUUCUAUAAAGGAAGGUACGUCUUGGCUGAGGAGGCAGCGACACAAGCACAGGAAGGGGAGCAUCCCAGCAAAGACAGAGAUGAUCAGCAGGAAGAUCUCACCUUCCCACUUGUUGAUUCAAAUGCACAAAUGCAGAUUAGGAAGCGAAUUGUCCUUGAAAAACUGAGAAAAGCAUUAUCUGCAGUUUUGGGUCCUCUUCAGAUUGCUUCAGGUGAUGUUUACACAGAGCUAAAAAAUCUUGUCAAAACUUUCAGGUUAACAAACAGAAAUAUUAUUCACAAAAUGCCUGAAUGGACUCUCAUUGCUAUUGUUUUGUUAUCUGUAUUGUCACAAACAACUCCACUUUUCAAGAAUACUCAGACAAGCCCAAUGUACACACAGUUCCUGACCACAUUACUGGAAGAGCUGCAUUUCAAAAAUGAAGAUCUGGAAAGUUUAACAAGAAUAUUUAGAAUGGACUGACAACUUGAAUGGUCAGUCAACUUCAAGCUACUUUGUGUGUCUUAAAACCAAGCUGGUUAACCACAGGUUUAAUGUUCAGCAUUUUGUAAGUAUGUACAGUAACUACAGAUUGUAUCAGCUGGAGCAGAAAAUGUGUGAAGCACAUUUUAAAGUAAAGAAAUAUGUUUGGUAUGGAAAUGAGUGUCAUCAUUUUGUCACUUACAAUAAAAUGUAAAUAAUUUCCAGUAAAUGCCAGCUACUUACUUGUCACACUUAUCUUUUGAUAAUGUAUGGUUGGUUUACUGCAAUUUUGAGGAAUUUUUACUACCACAGUUUAUUAAAAAAAAAAUAUUCUGUGUGGCUACAAUGGCUAAGACUCAGCAGGUUUUUUUUAAUUAUUACAAUGGAAUUGUUAUGUUCCAUUUUGUGAUAUGAAAUUAAGAGCUGCGUAUUUUUUGCAUGAUGUUGAGAUUACAUUUUCCAUUCCAGGUAGGCCAAAAAAUUUAAGAGCAAAUACCUUAUGUUGAUAAUACUGAACUGAUUUAAUGAAUAUAGAUUAUGAUAUCAUUACUGAUCUCACUCCUUUGUUCCCCACUGAAUAACAUGAUCAUCUUAGCAUCUCCUACUACCUGAAAUAGUUGCACAGAGAACAAAAGAACACCUUCAGUUGUUUGAACUUUUUAAAAUGAAAAAUGAAAUUUAGUAUGAAUUGUAGUACUUGCAUUUCUGCUUUUUCAUUUCCUUCCCACGGGUAAGAAUUUUGCAGUCUUGCGAAGAAGCUGACUAACCGCAGUUGUUCAAGGUAUGAAGACAAGUUAAAAUAUGGAUCAUCUGAAAAGUGCUUAAAACAGUAGAAAGGAAUUUGGAUUGGUUUGGUCUUUCUUGGUUUGGGAACUUUCAGUCAAAGUUUGUCUACAGGCAUCAGGGAAAGAGGGGGAAAAGCAUGUGAGCCUCCGAUGGUAAGAGCAGUGCUGCUGACGUUUUUCCAGUUGCCCUCGUGCAUGGAGCAGGAACCUUUAGGAAUGAUGACUACAGUACACAAAUGUGUCUGAUCCAUAGCCUGUUUGUCUUGCUACUUCUAAGAAAAGGGGUGGUCUUUGAACUUGUGUAAAAGUUCUUUUUAAACAGACUCUAGUUGUUACUAAUUUGGACUUCCUAAACAUAUUUUAAUAACUAAAAAUGCUUUGCUUGCAGUAGUCAUUUCAUUUCAGAGAGUUAUUUAGGCUGAGUAUGUUUGGAAUAGCUUCUGUCACUAAGUGAUUAUAAAUGGCGCCUUAAAACUAUCCACUAAUAUUCUUAAUGAUUCCAUGUUUUAUUGCAUAGUUCUCAGUUCAUAGGAGACUGUACUUUGAGAGACUUGAGAAGAAAGUUGUAACUGACAGUGCUUAGUCUGCAGCAAAUGCCAGCUCUAGGUGACACAAGCCUUACCAGGGCUGCUACACAUUCACUCCAUUUAAAAAACCAAAGUUUAUUCCUUUGGUUUGCUUCUGUAAUUGGACACCAGAAAGGAACUCUAGACUUAAGUAGUUCACUGCUGUGUAGUUCCUUCAUGAUAAUCAGAGUAAAUGUGUGUAGAUUCCCCCAACACACACAAACUCAUGCAGCUUUGUCAUGGAAGCUUCACUGAGCAGUAGACUUUAUUUAGGCAAAGAUUUUUCCAAAUUUACAUUGUAAUGGGAAGUUACUUUCAGUGUAAGUUGUAAAAGCAACAAUUUAGAAUUAGGAUAAUGCUGAAUGCAGAGUUACAGCUAUGCAUUUUUUUUAUGUAAUAGGGAGGAAAAUACCCAUUACAAUCAGAGUGUCUGAUUCAAAAUUUAUAAGAGUUACUGGAUAGAUGGUACAUUGGUUUUGUACCAUGAUGGAAAAGUUUACUUGAUACAUAUGGAGAGAAGGGUCAAGACCUCACCAAAAGAUAAACUUCUGUAGAAGACUGAGUAAUAGGUAUGGUACUCUGAGCAGAACUUAAACCUUGAAUUUAUAUCUGUUCACUUCUGAUUUUGGAAGUUGACUGAAUUUCUGUUUUUAGCCAGUAGAUUCUGAGCAAGCCAUUAUUCUGUUCCAAGCAUGUUUACCUUGGGGCACAGAUUGCCUCAUAACAGUUCUGCCGUACAGAGUACACCUAGAAGGCAUCACAAGUGUACAUCAUAGCAGGAAUGUGACUGUGUUUCAUCAGGUUUGAUGGCUCUCAUUUGGAAAGUUUUUACACUUCCUGUCAGUUUAGUGGUGUGAUUUUUUUGUAGUUAUUUUUAGGCUUGGUCUUCAGCCCCUACUGUGUAGGAAAUGUAUAAUCUUGUAAUAAGAAUGAAUAGGUUGCAGGCUCUCUAUCAGGGUUCACUAUAACUGCUUUUACUGUCUGCCUCAGCAGCUCAAAAAAGUCAGCUUUCAGGAGUUUUGCAUCUCUUCUUUCACUGCUGUGUAGUAAGCUCCCUCAGUCUUUUCCUUGCCCUACAAGAACAAAAUAGCAUGAGUGCAGAAGAACAUUCUGUGGUAUGCUGGGAACACCCUGAAGGGAUAUUCUUCACUUCCUUGUAAUGAUUUCAUCUCUGUUAGACAUAACACACAUGUAAAUAAAUGCAGAAAGUAUACAUAUGUACCCAAUACUUUUGAAUAGGAGAGAGGCUAUAGACUCAUCCCAAAAAGAUCUUUCAAAACUCUCAGCCUUAACUGCUGUAUAAAAAUCACAACUCAAAUACCAAAAAUUCAGUUCAUUUACGUAGUUUUCUUAUGAGCAUGCUUUGUAACAGCCUAACUGCUUAGAAAUGGUCAAAUCUAGAUAUAAUUUUUUAUCUUAAAGCAAAUUUCUGUCACAACUAUCUGUCCUUCAGAAGAUAAUACAGAAGAUAAUGCAGCUGGUUUUUGGUGUUGUUCUGCCCCUUCUCUUUUUGCUUAUGUUGGCAGACAGAUUGUUUCCUUGUGGCCUUGUUUCUGUGCUUACUGUUUUUCCUUCUGUGUAAGUUAAACAGAUGAGAGCAGUUGACAUUUGGGUCAGUGGUGGUUUCAGCCUUAUCUCAGAUACACUAAAUUGCAGUGACUGACUUCUGAGCUGCAGGUGCAGGUGUGGAGAGACAUCAUGGAUCUGGGGUUAGGGGAAAUGGGAUAGAAGCCUCUAUUUCUGAACAGCUCUGUCAAAGGGGCAUAACUUGGCAAAGCCAUUAGCCCCUUAGAUGAUAAGCAGCGUAAAGUCUCAGAAGUCCACUGCCAUAACCAUGUAAAGCAUCCAGCACUGUCUGGUCCAUGGCCAGCAUUGGAGUAGGAUGUGUUUCUUUUAAUAGCAGGGGAGUGGGAAGGAAACCAGACUUAAAUUGUGCCUUUUUUUUUCCCUGACAUAUAUAAUUGAUUUAGUAAAGAACAGAAGAACAACUUAGUUUAAAGCUUGAAGCAAAGUUUGCUUCAUGCUGUUGCAGCUGUUCUGCCUCAAAGGAGGAAUGUGUGACACAUACCUGCAUGUCACAGAAUGGAUUUCUUACCAAGAUUUCCAUAGCUGUAAUGAAAUAAUCUCAGGAAGAGAACAAGCACUUACACAGAGUCACAUUUUCUCAACAUUAUUCGAAGCAGACUUUAUGCUGGCCAAAGAGGCUGAUGGAAAGACUUUUGUGUCUAUUCUCACACCAAAGUUCAGUUCACAGUCUGGUAAAUGCUCUCAGUGUAAGCAAUGCACUCUGUAAUACUGAAUCUCCUAGCACAGAGACCUACACUGCUGCCGUCUGAUUAUUUUUGCCCAUUAACCAUGCUUAGUGACUUUUCUUGCAUUUUGGAGAGAAAAAGAGGAGUCAGAGUGGUUCAUUUGAUGUUCACCAUUUCAGAAAAGUAGAAAAGUCAUAAUGUAACCCAUACAUGUUCAGGUUUUUGAAGAGAUUACCUUGAAUCUGUGUGAAGUUUGCAAAUCAAGCUAGACAUGGUAAUGCAAAAUCCUACAUUAAACAAGCAGAAAAGAGCCUGAUUUAUUUAAUUUAAAACUAUCAAAACAAAAAAGUUCCUCAGCAUAACUGACAGGGCUCUGCUGCUGUCCAAACCCAGGGCUGGAAAUUUUGAUCCACCCUGUCUUUCAAAGGGAGAUGCAGGGAGCAACAAGAUGCUGGUACAUGCAUGAGAUGUGUCUGGGGCCUCACAGGCCUUGUCCACACAACACAUACAAGAGUCACCUGUAUUUUCACUCUUCAGUCUCAGUGAGUAGCUUAAAAGUGAGACAUCUGUUGUGGUUUUAGGGGGAAAAUGACAGUUUGGUGAAUCUUGAUGUUCCAUGCCCUACCCUUCUCCCCCUAGUUUGAGAGAACCUGGACUCUACAAAGUGCAGGAGGGGAUGAGCAGCUCAGCUGGACAUGUCUCUUUUAACUGCUGAGAAAAAAAGGACUAGCACAUCAGAGAGAAGAAAAAGGAAGAGACAAGGGGAAAGCAAUACUCAUACCAUCUAAAUUUAGGCAUCCAAACUUAGGUACCUGCCUAUCUUCAUCUGCUUCAGAGAGAACUGAUGCUCUUAAAUUUAGGGUCUUCAAAUCUUACCUUAGUGCAUUUAUGAAAUGGAUGGUAGUAAUGUCUCAGCUCCUGUUCCCUCAUGGGGGAAAGAAAGCAGAAAAGUCAGCUGAGAAUGCUGACACAGUAGACUGGCUCUCCCUGGAGUAAUUUGUAGUAGAGUGUGCACAAAACUGAAGGGGGCCCUGGCCCUGCACAGUGGGGAGUUUCUAAGCAAUCUGAUCCUAUUAUUCACUUAUUUUGAUGGCUACUACUUCACACAAUUUUUUCUUAACGUAUAAGAGUUAACACCAAAAGAAUUGAAGUGAGUGGCAGUCUUUAGGGAAAUCAAAACAAUGCCCCUAUGUUGAAAUAGGGUUACACUCUAGUUCAAGAGUUUGCCUCUAAGUUUUCCAUACUUACUGUUUAUUUCUGCAAUUGCAUGUGAACACACAGUACUGUGGGUGAGGUUUAGCUUGAUCUCACUGGGACAGCAGGUAAUGCUGAACUGUCAUUUCCAGUGAGCAUUAAAUAUUGAAAACACAGACUCAGCCUCUCCUUUUGGCAAGUCUUAAGUUUCCAUUGGAAGCAGAUGGUAUACAAGGUAGGGCUAGGCACCUAACUAUAAAGACCUCUUGUUUCUCAACUGUGUAUCUCUACCACCUGACAGCCAGCCCUCCUCUGAUUAGAGUCAAAGGAAGUGGGUGUGCCUUCCAUUAGCAAAGGCGGAAAGUAAUAUUGGUGCAGACUUUUCCUCUUGUCAACUUUCUUUUUGUGACUCUUCAUCUUGAAAGCACUUCUCUGCACAGAAGGUGCUGUAGAACAUGAGCUGUGGCAUUUGUGGUGCUACAGAGGAUUUGGGGAGGUGGGGGGAUGUGUGUGGGAAACACAUAUCUUCAGGUGGCUCUCAUUUAGCAUUCCUCAUUUAGGCUCUCUGGUUCCAAAAAGCCAGGGAAAGCAGAUGAGCCUCUGAGCAAUGGAUGGACAUGUGUGAUAAAGUCAUUCCCCCUGAGCUGCUUGCAGCUGUAGAGUAGAGCAAAGUGCAAGCUGGAGUUCUGAAGAAAAUAGAUAAACUUUGCUAUGAGGAUUGAAUGUGUAGACUAAGCUCCUAGACUUGGUAAGGCUAAUCAGUGACAACAGUGCAGUAAGUGUGGCCCUGUACACUGCAGCUGUCCCCCUGUUUGUUGGCUACCCUGCAGUUCCCUCAAGACAAGAGCUCCAAGAGCCCCUCUCCAACAACAGGCCAGAGCAGAAGCACAGGUUCUAAGGCAAAGUCCCUGCUGGGAAGUCCGUGCCCAGGACACUGCAGUAGUCUGUACUUUAAAGGCAAACUCUUCAGUACAUUUUUGCACACUGUGAUACCUGUGGGAGCUGCAUGCAAGGAUCAGAGCACAAAGCCACUGGGGCUACUGGUACAUCCUGCAUCAUCAAAUCAGUUCCAUUUCUGGACUUUUUACCUUCUUAAAUUUCAUGGUGUACGUAGCUGAAUUGAACACUUAGUGGGGCAGCAGCAGCUUCCUGAGGAGUCCUACAAUUAGGUUAGAAUUAGUCAUCACUACAGAGAGCUUGAAGGACUUUGGAUACAGCUUUAAUAAGCUGCAAACAUUAGAUCAGGAUUUACAUCAUAAAUCUUGCCUUUUUGUUCUACUCAAACAGGAGUGUCUACAAAUCAGGUGAAUAUAAUUUACCAGUACAGUAGUUAAAUAACAAAAAGGACCAUAAUUGGUAGUAUUAUCUAAGAAGCCACAGCAAUCCUGCUUACAGCUGUCAGCUAAGAUCUGACUCAUCUAAGGUAUUUUAUAGCAACCAUAUGUUAGGCAUGCCUAUCUCACCUAUUAUGCAGAAAAAUGAUAACGUUUCCUAAUCAGGAUUUGCCACUAAGCAGGAUUUUCCGUAAACACCUCAGUACUGCAAGUGCUAUCCAGAGUCAGGGGAAAAGCUUUUGCAGACACUUCUGAUUUGGUCAUUUAAUAAAUAGAAUAAAUGGUUGCAAAUGUGUGGCUAGUACUGAUUUAGCAAGGCUGGCUGUAUUUCAGAGUGUAGGUACAUUACUUCAGCAGUUAAAUGGUGAACAUCACUUUAGCACAGAAUUCAUUAAGAUAAUUACUAACUUCUGCACUUCUUGUUCAAAAGUUUCAGAUUGCAGACAUGGUCUCAAAGCAUGUGAUCCAUUAAAAACACUUUGCUGAGAAAGUGCAAGCAAAGUUGUAUUGGUGUAGUAUUUUUACCUGCAUAGCCAGAAAAGAGAAGGAGAAUUCACAUCAGUAUGGGAGAGAAAUAUUAAAAAAUAUUUAAAAAGAACUUUUAAAAUACUAUGGUCCUUUGAUAACAAUGUGGGUGGUUAAGCUAGAAUAAUAAUUGCACUUUAAGAAAGGCAGACACUGUUGAAAACAGUUUGGCUGUUGAUUUUUGAACAAGGUUUAGAUCCAGUUCACUGUUUCCUGCAUAAGCCUACACCCUCUGCAGUUCAACUUGACUCCUUCUUGCACAAAGGCUGGUUAAAUGUCCAUCUAACUUAAUUUUUCCCAAGCAGUCUUGGGAAUACAGGGGAGAAAGCUGCAAUCCCAACAUUUCCUUCUGCUCUCAGUAGUUUUAGUGCUUAAAAGCUUUUUUGAGUACUGAAGAGUACUUUUUUUUUUUUUCCUGAACUAUGGGUUCUCAGUAAAUUUAAAAAAAAAAUAGAUACUUUUGCUGUUUAAGAUCCUUGGCUUAAAAAAUGUCACAACUAGAAAUGUAGUUAAAGUGUUUGUUCCUUAUUAAGAUAAUUAAGAGAAUUUGAAAACUUGAAAAAUAAGUGAUUUUACAGAUACCACAUUAGCCCUCUAGAGCUCUGGGUCACAUAUAUGUCAUCUCUGCUAAGUAUUCAUUUCUAAGAUCCUCCCAAGCUCUGCUUUUUUUGUUCUCUGAACAUCUGAUGCUUCUUGUUAUUCUUCUAUAACCACAGAUGUGCCCUCUUCAAAAAACUCACAAUCUCACAAUGCUAAACUGACAAGCUGAGUGUCAAACCACACACCCCAAGCAGCCCUGAAGAAAAACAGAAUCACGCUUGAAGCAAAACAGAAUAAAUCACACAAAUUGUUUCCAAAGAAUGAAUCUGAAACAUUGCAAACUGUGCACAGGCAUUGUUUCCUAAGAAUGCAAAUGCCAUUUUUUUGCUCACUUACUCUAUAAGCAGGGAGUGUUCUCCGAAAUAAGACAUUAAUGUGAACAACUUUUUAUUUCCUUGUUAAGUUUUCUCUCUCUUUGAGCUGAAGGGAGCUUUGCUGUGGGAACGAGCUGGGUCUCCUUUGUGCCGAAAAGCAGCAUGGGUGUGCUGGCUGAGUUA